This is a messenger RNA of Juglans regia (Persian walnut), 1944 nucleotides long. RefSeq names its product actin cytoskeleton-regulatory complex protein PAN1-like. Bases 176 to 1762 code for a protein of 528 amino acids. The record is from RefSeq and is a predicted model, not a curated record. Lineage: Eukaryota; Viridiplantae; Streptophyta; Magnoliopsida; Fagales; Juglandaceae. The transcript has 3 exons.
CUGACCGCAAACCCCAAGACAAAGGUGCCACCACUGUGAUUAUUAUUCUAUAAAUCCGCGAAAGUCCCCUUACCCAAACAAAGCCCAACGGACUCCUCCCCUCUCUCUCUAGAAAAACCCUAACUUUCUCUCUCUAGAAAGCCACCCGCCUAUAUAUCGAUCCUUCUCUCUACUGAUGGCGUCCGGAUCUUCGGGUCGGGCCAACCCGGGCUCAAAGGGAUUCGAUUUCGGAUCCGAUGACAUCCUCUGCUCCUACGAGGACUACGUGAACCAGGACUCUUCCAAUGGCAGCCACGGCGACCCGGUCAUCGGCUCCAAUUCCAGCAAGGAUUUCCAGAAAAGCAGAAUGGCAAGAUCAGCAAUGUUUCCUGCAGUCUAUAACCAGCCUGAAGAUUCUUUUGGCCAAGAUGUGAUAGCAACCGUUGAAAGAAGUAUGAAGAAAUAUGCUGACAACCUUAUGCGCUUUCUUGAGGGAAUCAGUUCACGGCUGUCACAGUUGGAAUUAUAUUGCUAUAAUCUUGAUAAAUCAAUUGGGGAAAUGCGAUCGGAUCUAGUUCGUGAUCAUGGAGAAGCAGAUUCAAAGCUUAAAACUCUUGAGAAGCACCUUCAAGAAGUCCACAGGUCUGUACAGAUCCUAAGAGACAAGCAAGAACUUGCUGAGACCCAGAAAGAACUGGCCAAGCUUCAGCUUGCGCAAAAAGAGUCGUCUUCAUCAAGCCACUCGCAGUCGAGUGAGGAGAAAACUUCAGCAGCGGCUGUUGAUUCGAAAAAGACUGACAACACAUCUGAUGCACAUAACCAGCAAUUAGCUCUUGCCCUGCCACACCAGGUAGUACCCCAGCAACAGUCUGCACCCCCUCCACAAGCACUGGCUCAGAAUCUAACUCAACAACAGCCCUAUUAUCUCCCUCCAACUCCAUUACCAAAUCCACCUGCACAAACUCAACACCACCCUCAGAGUCAGUAUCAGCCUUCUGAUUCCCAGUACCGAACACCCCAACUGCAGGACAUCUCCAGGGUGGCACCCCAGCCAGCGCAGUCUCAAGUAAAUCAAACGCCACCAGUACAACCAUUCCCACAGUAUCAGCAGCAAUGGCCCCAGCAGUCACCCCAGCCAACACAGCAGUCCAUGAUGCAACCCCAGAUCAAGCCCUCUUCGGCAGCAGUUUACCCUUCCUAUCCACCAAGUCAAUCAACGAACCCAUCUCCUCAAGAAACGCUGCCUAACAGCAUGCCAAUGCAAGUGCCAUUUCCUGGAAUCCCUCAGCCGGUAUCGAGCCGUGCUGAUGCCAUGCCAUAUGGAUAUGGUGGUGUAGGUAGGACAGUUCCGCAGCAGCCUCAGCAAAUCAAGAGCAAUUUUGGAGCACAACCAGGCGAUGGCUAUGCUGCUGUUGGGCCCCAGCAAGUACUUCCUCCAGGGAGUUCUUAUAUGAUGUAUGACAGUGAAGGGAGAGCACACCAUUCGCCUCAACCUCCUCAUUACGCUCAAGGUGGAUAUCCUCCAACAAGUGUCUCUCUUCAGAAUCCACAACAACCAACAACAGGCCCCAAUCUUUUGGUCCGGAAUUCGACCCAUUCACAAUUUUAUCGCAACCAUCCUUAUAGCGAGUUGAUUGAGAAACUGGCGAGCAUGGGUUACAGGGGUGACCACGUUGCUAGUGUGAUUCAGAGAAUGGAGGAGAGUGGGCAACCUGUUGAUUUCAACACCGUUCUUGACAGGUUGAAUGUGCAUUCUUCUGGAGGUUCUCAGAGAGGAUGGUGAAAGGUGAAUAAAUUACCCAAUGCUUGAACUUGGAAUUUCAGUUAAAAUCAUUGCGUGUUUUAUUAUGCAUUGAAUAAAAAAGGAUUGAUGUAAUAUGCACGGUGUUCUUGUAAAUGUGGUUUGAGAGAUACAAAGAUUGAUGUAUAUCUGCGACCUCAUUCCAAUACUACUUUUGUUGUCUA